Molecule: messenger RNA, 2616 nt
Organism: Hevea brasiliensis (rubber tree)
Lineage: Eukaryota; Viridiplantae; Streptophyta; Magnoliopsida; Malpighiales; Euphorbiaceae
Product: calcium-dependent protein kinase 4
Exons: 8
Coding region: 341-2110 (589 amino acids)
Biological process (GO): peptidyl-serine phosphorylation; intracellular signal transduction; protein autophosphorylation
Cellular component (GO): cytoplasm; nucleus
Molecular function (GO): calmodulin binding; calcium/calmodulin-dependent protein kinase activity; calcium-dependent protein serine/threonine kinase activity
Source: RefSeq, a predicted model, not a curated record
AAAAAGGAGAAAAUAAGAGAGGAGAAGACAGCUGGUCGGCGCUCUCACCCGAUGUUUCUCAGCAAGAGCAGCCCUAUAAUAAAAACAAGAACAAAAACAAGAAGAUGAAGAAGAUGUAAGGCCUGUUCAUAAUAUUCAAACAUUAAUAACAUAAGAAGAUCCAUUUCUUCCUUUUAGCUGCAACUCACAGAUCAUUCCCUCUUCCCCUCCCCCCCCCCACCAUCUUCCCUUUCCUUCUAUCUCUCUCUCAUUUUUAGCUCAUUUCAGUCAUUUUUGUCAGUGGUAUUGAUGAGUAAUCAUUAAAUGAAGAGAAGGCCGUGAGCAAAACUUUGACUGUUUCAUGGGCAACACAUGCCGCGGAUCUUUCAAAGGGAAACUUUAUCAGGGCUACACUCAGCCCGAGGAACAAUCCACGGCUUCCCAUACCAAUCGCAAUCCUUCCUCUGACAAUUCCAACUCUGAACAUUCUCCUUCCACCCUCGCUGCUCAAGAAUUUUCCAAGGAAAACUCCAUAAAGGAUAACAAUUUACCUAUCGUUAGCCCCAAAAAAAAAGAUUUAAUUAUGAGGCGUGGUGUUGAUACUCAAUCUUAUUAUGUUUUGGGUCAUAAAACUGCAAACAUUCGUGAUCUUUACACCUUAGGCCGUAAAUUAGGACAAGGACAAUUUGGGACUACUUAUUUAUGCAUUGAGAAUUCUACAGGGAUUGAAUAUGCCUGUAAGUCUAUAUCCAAGAGGAAAUUGAUUUCCAAGGAGGAUGUUGAGGAUGUUCGCAGGGAGAUUCAGAUAAUGCACCAUUUGGCUGGUCACAAGAAUAUUGUAACUAUUAAGGGAGCUUAUGAGGAUUCAUUGUACGUGCAUAUUGUUAUGGAGCUUUGCUCUGGCGGAGAAUUGUUUGAUAGAAUCAUCCAGAGGGGCCAUUAUAGUGAGAGGAAAGCAGCUGAAUUGACCAAGAUUAUUGUAGGUGUUGUUGAGUCAUGUCAUUCACUUGGGGUUAUGCAUAGAGAUCUAAAGCCUGAGAAUUUCUUGUUGGUGAACAAGGAUGAUGACUUUUCACUAAAAGCCAUUGAUUUUGGACUUUCUGUAUUCUUCAAACCAGGUCAAGUUUUCACUGAUGUGGUUGGAAGUCCAUAUUAUGUUGCUCCUGAGGUACUCCUCAAGCAUUAUGGGCCAGAAGCAGAUGUAUGGACAGCUGGGGUCAUAUUGUAUAUAUUGCUAAGUGGGGUGCCACCAUUUUGGGCAGGUAAGUGUCAUUUGUUUUGCUGCUACAACACAAGUUUUAAUUUGCUGCACAAUCAACUGAAGGUUACAUCUUUUUGGGGUUCAGAAACACAGCAAGGAAUAUUUGAUGCGGUGCUGAAGGGAUAUAUUGACUUUGAGUCAGACCCUUGGCCCCUUAUAUCAGAUAGUGCUAAAGAUCUUAUCCGGAAGAUGCUUUGCUCUCAACCUUCAGAACGCUUGACCGCUCAUGAAGUGCUAUGCCAUCCUUGGAUUUGUGAAAAUGGAGUUGCUCCUGAUAGAGCACUGGACGCAGCUGUACUUUCUCGUCUCAAACAAUUCUCUGCAAUGAAUAAAUUGAAGAAGAUGGCUUUACGGGUAAUAGCUGAGAGUCUUUCUGAGGAGGAGAUUGCUGGUUUGCGAGAGAUGUUCAAGGCUAUGGAUACUGAUAACAGUGGUGCAAUCACAUUUGAUGAACUAAAAGCUGGCUUGAGAAGAUAUGGCUCUACCAUGAAAGAUACAGAAAUACGUUAUCUUAUGGAUGCGGCUGAUGUGGACAACAGUGGGACUAUUGAUUAUGGAGAAUUUAUUGCUGCAACAGUUCAUCUUAACAAAUUAGAACGAGAGGAACAUCUUGUUGCAGCAUUCCAAUACUUUGAUAAGGAUGGAAGUGGUUACAUCACCGUUGAUGAGCUUCAGCAAGCAUGUGCAGAACAUAACAUGACUGAUGUUUUCCUUGAAGAUAUAAUCAGAGAAGUUGAUCAAGAUAAUGAUGGAAGGAUUGAUUAUGGUGAAUUUGUUGCCAUGAUGCAAAAAGGCAAUGCUGGGAUUGGUAGACGAACUAUGAGAAACAGUCUGAAUAUGAGCAUGAGAGAUGCACCAGGUGCUCAAUAGCUUGCAAUUGCGCGUCAUGUACAGGCUAUACAGCAAAGCUGGAAGAGGAGGGCGAUGAGAAGAGAUUUUGUUUCCUUCCUUCCUCCAGGCACAAGAUUUGGGUUUCAGAUGUUAUGUGCUCAAGCAUUUGUUCAGAUAUGCAUUUUAUAUUGCUUUAUGACUGAGGAAAAAUCAUUCUAAGCUUUGUAAACUUUUCAAGUGUGAGGUGUUUAGCUGUUCCAGAUUGCCAAUUUAUUUUAUGGUGUUUUUGUUUUGAGGCUUUCUUUAUAUUGAUUUUGGAGGCAAUCUUUAGUUCAUUUGUUGCUAGUGCUUGGCAUGUAUGUAAAAAGCCUUGACGAUAUGCUAGUGCUUGGGGUUGGGCCUACCUCUACCAAUUAUAAAAGCGUUGGGUGAUGAAUUGUCAAAUAGACUAAACAUUGAAUUCCUUAGUACAGGAUACGUUUCAGCUGGUACAAGGAUCUGACUAUUUUGAUUAAUAAAUUCUAAUUCACUGUGCAUUAUUUAAA